Molecule: messenger RNA, 1305 nt
Organism: Elgaria multicarinata webbii
Lineage: Eukaryota; Metazoa; Chordata; Lepidosauria; Squamata; Anguidae
Gene: CDK5R1
Product: cyclin dependent kinase 5 regulatory subunit 1
Exons: 2
Coding region: 230-1150 (306 amino acids)
Biological process (GO): brain development; axon guidance
Cellular component (GO): cytoplasm; growth cone; protein kinase 5 complex
Molecular function (GO): cyclin-dependent protein serine/threonine kinase activator activity; protein kinase binding
Source: RefSeq, a predicted model, not a curated record
CCCGCCCCUCUGCCGCCUCCCCGCAGCCGGCGCGGAGCUGUUUCUGCAGGACCCUGGACAGAAGCCACGCCGCUCAGCCGGCCCGAGGAGCGCACGCUGCGGUCUGAACCCGAGCUGUAAAGGCAGUGGCAGAGGGGACGGGGUAUUUGAAGCAGAGUCACCCCUCUGACAGCACACUGACAGCUCCCAGCUCUGUUCAACUCACUGUCCUCCUUCCUGUACUUGCACCAUGGGCACUGUAUUGUCUCUUUCACCCAGUUACCGGAAGGCAACCCUCUUUGAGGAUGGUUCAACAACGGUGGGGCAUUACACAGCUGUCCAGAACAGCAAGAAUGCCAAGGAGAAAAACCUCAAGCGCCACUCCAUCAUCUCAGUGCUGCCCUGGAAACGCAUUGUGGCAGUGUCAGCCAAAAAGAAGAACUCCAAGAAGGUGCAGCCCAACAGCAGUUACCAGAACAAUGUCAUACACCUCAACAAUGAGAACCUAAAGAAGUCCCUCUCCUGUGCCAACCUCUCCACCUUCGCUCAGAACCAGUGUGCCCAGCCUUCAGCCACCAACAACCAGAUUUCCAGCUCCAAGAGCACACUUUCCUCCUCCAUAAAGAACACCCCCCACCCCAACUCCAACUUAUCUGGUACCCCCAAGAGAGUUAUUGUCCAAGCUUCGACUAGCGAACUGCUCCGAUGUCUGGGCGAGUUCCUCUGCCGACGGUGCUACCGGCUGAAGCAUCUCUCCCCCACAGAUCCCGUCCUCUGGCUCAGGAGUGUUGACCGGUCCCUCCUUCUGCAAGGCUGGCAAGACCAAGGCUUCAUCACCCCAGCCAAUGUAGUCUUUCUGUACAUGCUUUGCCGGGACGUCAUCUCUUCUGAAGUAGCCACAGAUCAUGAACUUCAAGCUGUCUUACUUACCUGCCUCUAUCUCUCCUAUUCCUACAUGGGCAAUGAGAUCUCCUACCCUCUGAAGCCCUUCUUGGUGGAGAGCUGUAAAGAGGCCUUUUGGGAUCGCUGCCUAUCAAUCAUUAACCUCAUGAGUCCCAAAAUGUUGCAGAUCAAUGCUGACCCACACUAUUUCACUCAGGUCUUUGCUGACCUGAAGAAUGAGAGCAGCCAGGAAGAGAAGAACAGGCUGCUCAUUGGCCUGGAUCGGUGAACAUGGCUUACUGCUGUUUGGAUGAAGGGGAAUACAAUACAUUUUCCUUCUUUUAUAUGGUUUUUGUUUUCAAAACAAAUCAGGACACAAAGUUGAGUUUGGACAGGGCCAAGGAAAGACAACAAGCCACUAUUUUCCACCACAAUUUUAUUGGC